Molecule: messenger RNA, 1837 nt
Organism: Tremella mesenterica DSM 1558
Lineage: Eukaryota; Fungi; Basidiomycota; Tremellomycetes; Tremellales; Tremellaceae
Exons: 6
Coding region: 60-1787 (575 amino acids)
Biological process (GO): mRNA splicing, via spliceosome
Cellular component (GO): spliceosomal complex
Source: RefSeq, a predicted model, not a curated record
CUAUAAGGUAUCAACAGACUCCUAUCCGCCGACGUAAAUCUGGACAUAUACCUGGCAGCAUGGCAGCUCUCGCAAGGGCUCUACCUCUCCCCCUUUACAAUCCUGUAGAGGAAUACGAAGAUGUCGCGCCAUUGUCCAUCCCCCAAGGGCCAUCCAUACCUAAAUAUGGCAAGCGAAAGGGUUGGAAACCUAGACAGCAACACGACUUCAACGGUGGUGGUGCAUAUCCAGAGUGUCACAUCGCUCAAUACCCUUUGGAUAUGGGCAAGAAGAAGGCUGGUGCCGGAUCGACGCUAGCUCUGCAGGUUGAUGCGGACGGGAUGGUUAGGUACGACGCGAUCGCUCAGCAGGGUAGAGCCCCGGGUAGUAAGGUGCAGUCGAGCUUCAAAGACCUCGUGCCUCUCGCCAAUCGACAUGAUAUCUCUGACAAGGAACGGGCGAUGGAGCGACCGGACGAGACCGCAGUCCAAGAGACCGCCGAACGGACACGUCUUGCUCUGGAGCGACUGACCAGUGCAAAGAUCAAAGCUGCUCAGCCGAAACAUGUCGCCAAGGCAAACACCGACUCGUCUUAUAUUCGCUACACACCAGCCAACCAGAGUGCGGACGAGGGAAAACAGAGAAUAAUCAAAAUGUCGAGCGUCCAGGAAGAUCCUCUCGAACCUCCAAAGUUCAAACAUAAAAAGAUUCCCAAAGCCCCUGAUGAACCCCCUGUUCCCGUUCUGCAAUCCCCACCUCGACCCGCUACGGCUCAGGACCAAAAAGACUGGAUGAUACCUCCUUGCAUAUCCAAUUGGAAAAACAACAAAGGUUACACUAUUCCCCUCGACAAGCGUCUGGCAGCGGAUGGGCGAGGGUUACAGGACGUGCAUAUCAAUGACAACUUUGCCAAAUUCUCUGAAGCUCUGUACGUCGCCGACCGACAUGCUAGGGAAGAGGUACGGGCGAGGGCGCAAAUGCAACAGCUAUUGGCGCAGAAGGAGAAGGCACAAAAAGAGGAGAACUUGCGACUACUGGCUCAAAGGGCAAGAGAGGAGCGUAGUGGAAUCACACCUUCUGUCACCGCUGCGUCCAGUACGCGAGGACCGCCCAAGGAGCUUGGCGUGGGUUUGGCCGCGUACGGCAGCGACAGUGAGGAAGAGAGUGAACAGGAAGAGGAUGUCAGUGAGGACGAGGAGGACGAUGAGCAGGUCGAGGAACGUGAGAAAGUGCGACAGGAGAAGAGGAAAGAGCGAGAGAAACAGAUGAGGAUGAAUAAUAUGGGUUCGGAGACUCGCGCCAAGAUGAUCGCUCGAGAACAAAACCGAGAUAUUUCCGAGAAGAUUGCCCUUGGUCUUGCCAAACCGACAGCGUCUAAGGAAACUUUACUCGACUCUAGAUUAUUCAACCGAGAAUCACUCAGCACUGGCUUCGCUGGCGACGAGUCGAUCAGUAUCUACGACCGUCCUCUCUUCAACGGGUCUUCAGCUGCCGCGGCCAUCUACUCUGCUCGUGGGAACGCUGGACGGGAUGAUGAAGCAUAUGGUGGUGGGACUGAAGAGGGUAUCAGGGAAGAAUUGGGCAAAGACAGGUUUGCAUUGGGUAACGCCACCCGUGGAUUCGACGGCGCCGACAGUGCAGUGGUACGUGAGGGUCCAGUGCAGUUUGAGAAGGAUGUUGUGGUCGCUCUUGAUGGGACGUCCGAUCCCUUCGGCGUAGAACAGUUUAUGGACGCCGCGAGGAAAGGUGGGAAACGGACUGCUGAACAUGAUAGGGAAGAGGCGAGGAAGAAACAAAGGGAAGAUUAGAUUUGUUGUUUGUCCACUAUGAUUUUCUAGCAUGUACUGAUAUCUUCUCC